Messenger RNA from Aspergillus puulaauensis, 570 nucleotides. Its product is annotated as hemerythrin domain-containing protein. The coding region runs from base 1 to 570 and encodes 189 amino acids. NCBI's taxonomy places the organism in Eukaryota, Fungi, Ascomycota, Eurotiomycetes, Eurotiales, Aspergillaceae. The record is from RefSeq and is a predicted model, not a curated record. The transcript is spliced from 2 exons.
AUGACGCCCAGCAUCAGCGCCACCCUCAAGCAAGACCACCUCCAGAUCCAGGCCAUCUACCAGCGCAUCGUCGCGUCAGACAGCCGCGAUGAGCAGAUCCGCUGGCAGAACCUGUUUGUCUGGGAAGUCGCGCGCAACACCGUCGGCGAGGAAUUAGUUCUGUACCCAGCACUCGAGAAGCACGUCCAGGGCGGCGAUCGUCUUGCAAAGAAGGGGAGACAGGAAAACCAGGAGACUAAAAACCGCCUCAAGGCAUUCCAGCAACUCGACCCGUCAAAUAAAGACUUCAAGCCAAUGCUCAUGACCUUGAUGGAUGAUCUGGGAAGGCACAUGCAUGCUGAGGAAAUGGAGGACCUGGCGAUCCUGGAGGAGACGCUCUCCCCACACGAGAGUCGGAAUCUGGCCAAAUGGUUCUCCAGGACGAAGAUCUUUGUCCCGUCAAGAGCUCAUCCUCAUCUACCCAGUAAACCGCCAUUUGAGACGGCCGUGGGAUUGGUCGCUGCGCCUUUUGACCAGAUGAUGGAUUUGUUUAGGAAGUGGCCGAAUAAGGAUCUGGUUGGACCCGAGUGA